CUCACAGAGGAGGCCCCCUUGGCCCGCGGCGGGUCCCGGGCCGGCCGGUCGAUGGCGGCGGAGAAGGACCUGAGGCGGGGCGGGUUCUUGUCCUGCUCCUCGUCUUCUUCCUCCUCCUCCUCCUCCUCCUCCUGUCCUUCCUCCGGCCGCCGUUAGCCCGCGCCGGGCUCCGGCGAGGGGGGCGGAGGCGCGGCCUAGGCCUGGCCCGUGAUCCUUUGCGGUUGUCCAGACUCCCGAGCGGGACCAUGCCGGACCAGGCCCUGCAGCCGCUGCUGGACAGAAGUUGCUGGGUGUGUUUCGCUACCGACGAAGACGACCGAACAGCCGAGUGGGUGAGACCGUGCAGGUGCAGAGGGUCUACAAAAUGGGUUCACCAAGCUUGUCUACAGCGAUGGGUGGACGAAAAACAAAGAGGAAACAGUACCGCCAGGGUGGCGUGUCCUCAGUGCAAUGCAGAAUACUUAAUAGUAUUUCCAAAGUUGGGCCCGGUUGUUUACGUCUUAGACCUAGCCGACAGACUGAUCUCGAAAGCUUGCCCGUUCGCCGCGGCCGGAAUAAUGGUUGGCUCGAUCUACUGGACAGCCGUGACGUACGGAGCAGUGACGGUGAUGCAGGUCGUGGGCCAUAAAGAAGGUCUCGACGUUAUGGAAAGAGCAGACCCCCUGUUUCUCUUGAUUGGACUCCCUACUAUCCCCGUCAUGCUGAUUCUGGGCAAGAUGAUUCGCUGGGAGGAUUAUGUGCUUCGACUGUGGCGUAAAUAUUCGAAUAAACUCCAAAUCCUGAACAGCAUAUUUCCAGGAAUCGGAUGUCCCGUUCCUCGUAUCCCAGCCGAGGCCAACCCUCUGGCUGACCACGUGUCUGCCACCCGUAUCCUAUGUGGCGCCCUGGUCUUCCCCACCGUCGCGACGAUUGUCGGGAAGCUGAUGUUCAGCAGUGUUAGUUCCAACCUACAAAGGACAAUCUUGGGUGGAAUUGCUUUCGUGGCCAUAAAAGGAGCUUUUAAGGUUUACUUCAAACAGCAACAAUAUUUGCGGCAAGCCCACCGCAAAAUACUAAACUAUCCGGAACAAGAAGAAGCGUAAGGCCGUGCGCCCCCCACUGUUGUACAAUCUCACCCACCUGAGUAUGUCGUGUUGUUUUUGAUUCGAUCAUUAUUGCUUAGUGGAUACUUGUGAUAAGUUGCUGCUCCUAUAUUUUUUAAAAAAUAUAAUAAAGCACUUAUGGCAGGGCAGAGAUCCUCUCGGUAAUCACUGAACUUCCCAGAAUGUGAUCUCCUUGAUUUGUGGUAUGAAUUCCCGUAUGGCAGCUGCAUUUCUCAGCAUGGAACAGACUGGACUCUGUGUUUUCUCCAGGCAGAAGCGUGCGAACGCCAGAUCAGGCAAGUAGAGAGGGAAACACAGACUGUUGGCUCCCUAUAGCCUUUUUUUAUAUAUAUACACUGAAUAUGGUAUAUAAGCACACGCACACAUUCCUUCCACAGGUCACCCAACCGUCCACGAGGAGAGUGGGGACUGAUUUCCGUUGUCGGUGUAAUAAGGCUUAACGGCCAGGCAGGAGCGUUCGUCGAUCUGAGUGGACUUGAACAUUCUCAUUGAGAUACGCGGUAGACGCGCUGGAGUCCGGAGGAUGAAACGGUCCCGGAACGUGCGUGAGCCGAUCCGACGUCCCCGCUAAAACGCUCAGGGCCUCCGCUCCUUCCGUCCAGACCGAACGUGAUCUGGACGAAGCGGGAAGUCUGCAGCGCAGGGUCCCCCGAGGGCCUGCCGGGCGGCAGGUGGGAGGCUCUUCUCGCCCAGGCUGGGCCAGGCUAGGGGGAAGGGCGGGUGGGGACCCUGCUGGGUGGGAUCGGGGCCGCCGAUCCGCGAGUGGCUUCCGCCGAGAGAGGACACCGCGAAAGUCGCCCCCUCCGGGACGGAAGCGGCCGCCGUAUCCAGAGGAGACCUCGGAACACUUAUUCUCCUGCCGGUCGAAGGGGAGAGUACCGUUACACGAUACAACUUCCAGACCGCCGGCCCGCAGCCUCCCCGGGAGACGUUAAGACGCGUCUCUUUCGACAGGAGCGGUUGGUGUGGAAGAGGAACACUAAUAUCUCCAGAGUCUAGUCACCAUCGUCCCGGUUAACGCGGCCAGGACUGUACCGAUCCCGGUUCUCCUGAGGCGAGCCUCCGAAGGAAGCCAGCAGCGAGCCGUAGAUGGCCGCGGGCUCGCGUCACACUAACGUCCUUCGUCGUCUUGCGGGGGGACCGUCCUCCCGGUCUGGGGCCCGAAAUUCUCAAAAAAGAUUCCCGACGUCGUUGCUCCAGCGGGUGUCCGGCGUGUGGAGAGCAGGAAACGUUUCCCCUUCCUGCUGGAGAAAAAGGGACUCCUUGACCGUGCAGUGGCUCCGCAAGCAGUUUGUUUUGGGUGCAAUAAUGUCUAAUAGUUUUAGUGAAUCAAAACUUCUGUCUAAAAUGAGAUUCUCAAAUAGGGGGCAUAGUGUAGAAACGUGUCUAAUACCGUCCGUACAGUGGCCGUGGAGUGUUUGAAAGCCGAAGCUAUUUGGAGAAAGGGAGAAGAGACCCGGAUUCAACCGCCAUGGAGAAUCCCGUCCCGUCGGUGAAGGGAGAAGAGCGUGUCGAUUUCUGGGUUGUUUUGAUUUUCGGGUGUAUAGAGAGAUGAUUUCUAUUUUGCGACUGAACCCCGUGAAACGCAUCUGUGUUCUGGUUAGUCUUCCUCUGGAAGAAAGAGCGUAGUUUGGGGGAACUGCCUUUCGGAGCCCCUUCCCGGAGGGAGCAGCUUCUGCUUAGGCAGAGAGCCACGAAAGGCGCCGAGGGGCGGUUGGUUGGGGUGAAGGGGGAUGGAUCGGAGGAAGAGGCGCCCGGGGACGGCGAGGGCGGAUGUCGGGGUCUCUCAGGACGCCGAACACGUCUGCCGGGCCCAGGGAGGGUCGGGAGGCCAAGAGGGAGGAGGGGCGAGGCUGAGCUGUCGAGGGGCGGCGGGGGUGUCGGUUGUUUCAUCUUUACAUCCGAACCUUGUCUCUCUUUUCAACCAUCUGUAAGCUUCCACCAAAUCCAACAGUGGAAACUAAUGGACCCCUACUCUGGGGGCGGAGAGAGUAGCUUCACGGAAAAGUCGCGGAAAACACCAUCCGGCCUACUCUCGUUAAAACAGAACUGUGAAGUGGAGAAAAAUGACAAACUCAGUGACUUAGUCUAUCACUGUCUUGCUAAUUAUGCUGUAAAAUGCACAGAAUCUUGUUUAAUAUUGCAAAAUAUAUCAGUACUGGCUGUUUUCGAUUGAAUAAAGGAUUUUUAUGUUCU
This is a messenger RNA of Ornithorhynchus anatinus (platypus), 3299 nucleotides long. It is a transcript of the gene MARCHF5, whose product is annotated as membrane associated ring-CH-type finger 5. The coding region runs from base 246 to 1082 and encodes 278 amino acids. The transcript is spliced from 6 exons. The record is from RefSeq and is a predicted model, not a curated record. Lineage: Eukaryota; Metazoa; Chordata; Mammalia; Monotremata; Ornithorhynchidae. Gene Ontology annotation, molecular function: zinc ion binding.